This is a messenger RNA of Striga hermonthica, 1473 nucleotides long. NCBI's taxonomy places the organism in Eukaryota, Viridiplantae, Streptophyta, Magnoliopsida, Lamiales, Orobanchaceae. The record is from the annotation of a GenBank genome assembly.
AUGAACAGCGAGGGCGUGGAUGUGAAUGAGAUGGGGGUUUCCUACACACUGGAUGAAGCUCUUGAGAUGGUGGGAUUUGGGAAAUUCCAAGCUCUGGUGAUGGCUUAUGCGGGACUCGGGGCCAUGGCUGAGGCUAUGGAGGUCAUGAUACUCUCCUUUAUAGGAACCUCUGUUAAAGAUGAAUGGGGGCUUUCGCCCGGACAAGAGAGCUUCAUAACCUCGGUUGUUUUUGGGGGCAUGCUUUUUGGAGCUUAUUUGUGGGGUUUCAUAUCCGAUAAUUACGGAAGAAGGAUAGGCCUUCUAAGUGUUGGUGCAGUAACUGGCAUAUUUGCUUUUCUUAGUGCAUUCUCCGUAAAUUAUUCCUCAUUAGUCAUUUUCCGUAUGGUAGCUGGCAUUGGUCUGGGUGGUGGACCCGUGUACUCAUCUUGGUAUCUCGAGUUUGUGCCCGCACGAAACCGAGGCUUUUGGAUGGUCGUCUUUGGCACUUUCUGGACAAUUGGAACAAUAUUGGAGGCUUUAUUGGCAUGGAUCAUUAUUCCAAGGUUUGGGUGGAGGUGGGUGCUUAUAUGUUCGUCUGUACCUUGUCUACUAACACUCGCCUUCUAUUCCCUGACGAUAGAAUCCCCAAGGUACCUGUGCCUAAACAACAAAUUCGGGGACGCUCAUAAAAUUUUGAAACAAAUGGCCGAAAUGAACAAAUCACAGCUCCCUCCCGGCAUUCUCGUCCCACACCAAACGAGCGAACGGGGCAGAGAAAAUAGGCCCUCGGAGGGAGUCCCCUUGUUGUCCAUCAGAAAGCGCAUAACUAAUUCUCCCAUGCCGGGCCUCUCGUUAUUUCUAACGCUUUUAUCCUCAAGUUUGGUAAAGACGACCCUUCUCCUAUGGAUCAUCUACUUUGUAAACUCAUUUGUGUACUACGGUGUUGUGCUGCUGACCACUGAGUUGAGUGGUGGGGAAAGUGGAUGUGGCUCCAUUCUUUUGCUUUUGGCUGGCUCUACCCUCUAUAUGGAUGUUUUCAUCACCAGCUUUGCAGAGUUUCCAGGGCUGAUUUUAUCGGGUCUCCUUGUCGACAAAAUCGGGCGAAGAUUUUCCAUGGUAGUUAUGUACUUAAUAGGAUUCAUAUUUCUUUUACCACUGCUGUUCCACCAAAAUGAACUCAUAACCACGUCUCUUUUGUUCGGAGCUCGCAUGUGCUUCAUCGGGAACUAUACAGUCGCUGGUAUUUACUGCCCGGAGUUGUAUCCUACGUGUGUGAGAACGACAGGUGUUGGUGCUGCAACUGGUGUGGGGAGAGUGGCGGGCAUAAUAUGCCCUCUCGUGGCAGUUUGGUUGGUUUCCGGUUGCCAUCAAAUGGCGGCCAUAGCUUUGUUUGAGGUUGUAUUAGUUGUGGCAGGAAUAAGUGUGAUGCUCCUCCCAGUUGAGACCAAGGCCACAAAGUUGACUGAUAUUGUUGCUUGCUCUCACAAUAAUUAA